Bacillus rossius redtenbacheri is the source of this 599-nucleotide messenger RNA. Its product is annotated as heat shock factor-binding protein 1. Lineage: Eukaryota; Metazoa; Arthropoda; Insecta; Phasmatodea; Bacillidae. Gene Ontology annotation, molecular function: transcription corepressor activity. Bases 211 to 468 code for a protein of 85 amino acids. Gene Ontology annotation, biological process: cellular heat acclimation. Gene Ontology annotation, cellular component: cytosol; nucleus. The transcript is spliced from 3 exons. The record is from RefSeq and is a predicted model, not a curated record.
ACCCGUACCGUUGUGUACCAGGCGCUAAAUUGCGUGUGAUUGACGGCCUUGUGCCAUUCCCCGAGUGGUACGGCUGUACGGUAGGCGGAUAUAUCUUUGCUGCUAACGCGCUGUGUUUAUACUAUUGAAACAUAAUUUCUAGGCGCACUUGACGGACUUAUAAUUUUUUAUUUGGAUCGUCAGUUUUGCAUGAAGUUUGUAGAGUAAAUAAUGGCUGACAUUAAACAGGAAUUGAAAAGUGCCGACGAUCAACAAAACUACGCGGGAAGUAACAGCAAUGAUCCAAAAAAUGUGCAGGAGUUAACCCAAUACGUGCAGACACUGCUUCAGGGCAUGCAAGACAAGUUCCAGACCAUGUCUGACCAGAUCAUCACCAGAAUCGACGAGAUGGGCAACCGGAUAGACGACCUGGAGAAGAACAUAGCCGACCUCAUGACCCAGGCGGGCGUCGAGGGACCGGACAAGUAGACCCGCUCUCUCACCAAAUAAUUGUUUUUGUGUAUUUCUUUGUAUUGUGUUUCUCACGUUAAUGAGCAGCGAACUCUUGCGAUUCCUAGAGUAACUUUGAUGCAAUAAAAUGUAAUUUUUACAGUUUUUAA